Colletes gigas is the source of this 3312-nucleotide messenger RNA. RefSeq names its product N-alpha-acetyltransferase 25, NatB auxiliary subunit (gene psidin). Gene Ontology annotation, biological process: N-terminal peptidyl-methionine acetylation. Gene Ontology annotation, cellular component: cytoplasm; NatB complex. Lineage: Eukaryota; Metazoa; Arthropoda; Insecta; Hymenoptera; Colletidae. Gene Ontology annotation, molecular function: protein binding; protein-N-terminal amino-acid acetyltransferase activity. The coding region runs from base 82 to 2799 and encodes 905 amino acids. The transcript has 10 exons. The record is from RefSeq and is a predicted model, not a curated record.
CCUACGCCGGACAGCGCUGAUCGAGACGGAGGAAUGUUUGCUCUUUCGGUUUGUUGAUUUAAAAUUACCAUAAAAAGUAUCAUGGCGUCUAAGGUCAAAGUGGAAAAUAUUGUUAACGAACGUCGAUUACGUCCUAUAUAUGAUUGGUUGGAUAAUGGAAAUAAUAAGAAAGCUCUUCAAGAGGCAGAUAAGGUCCUUAAGAAACACUCGAGUAAUCAGUGUGCAAAAGUAUUGAAAGCUCUAGCUUUAUUGCGGCUGGGAAAUGAAACGAAGUGUCAAGUUAUUAUGGAUGAGGUACGUUCCGAAGUACCUUGUGAGGAUUCUACGCUGCAAGUUAUGAGCAUUUGUUAUAGAGAGAUACAUCAACCAAAUAAAAUUAGCGAAGUAUACGAGGCUGCGGUAAAUGCAAAUCCAAACAAUGAGGAAUUAUUGACUCAUCUCUUUAUGUCGUAUGUACGUCUUGGAAAUUAUAAAAAGCAACGAGAAACAGCACUUGCCUUGUAUAAACGAAAACCAAAAAAUCCUUAUUAUUUUUGGGCUGUGAUGAGCGUAGUUAUGCAGGCUACGCAUGAAGAUGAGGAGAUAGCAAAAGAAAUUACUUUGCCUUUAGCAGAAAGAAUGGUAUUGAAAGUAAUUAAAGAGGGGAAAAUGGAAGCAGAACCGGAAAUCCAACUUUAUUUAAUGAUAUUGGAGCUUCAAGAUAAAAACGAAGAAAUGUUAAAUGUUUUAUCUGGACCCUUAGCCUCACAUAUUUCACCUGUUCCACAACGCAAAGCAGCCCUUUUACUAAGGUUGGAACGUUUUGCCGAAGCUGCUAACGCGUAUAAGGAACUUAUCAAUGAAAACGUAGACAACUGGGCGUAUUAUCAAGACUAUCUUUCUGCUGCUCUUAAAUAUCAAAAACCAGAAGAGUGUUUAGAUUUCUUUAAUAAGAUUAUAAAUACAUCAGAAAGAAAGGUCAGAGCUCCGUAUCUUGCAAAGUUUGAAUUACUCAAGCGCACACAAAGCAAAGGGAUUAUUGAAAAUGCUUCUAAACCGAUAGGUUUAAUGCAUAAAUAUUUCUCACAAUUCGGAGAAAAAGGCUGUGUAGUUGGAGAUUUGCGUCUGUAUUUAGAUUUAUUAACUCCUACAGGCAGGUUACUGUUGCUUAAACAAAUAGAAGAAGAUAUAGGUGUUAAACCAGACGAAUUUGCAACUACUGUGCAACAGAUGCAGAGACACAUUCAUUUAGAACAAUUACGUCGUAUUUGCGGUUUUCAUCAGCCUCCAUAUGUAGACACGAAUGGACAAUUACAAUUAGUAGAACGAUUAUGUAAAUUAUAUGAAAAGGGUAAUGAAUUGUGUCCGAUCCAAGAAAGAUUACAAACAGACUUUUGUCCAGCGGAUUAUUAUAUCCUUUUAGCUACGCAUUUGUUGCACGAACUAUGGUACAGUACCAGUGAACCGUCUUAUUUGUACAGAGCAAUGGCGAUAUUAGAACGUGGUUUAUUAUCGAGUACUUCAAAUUUUCAUAUAAAAAUUUUAUUAGUACGAGUAUAUUUGGAAGCAGGAUUAGUAGGUUCAGCAGAUCACGUUUUUACAUUAUUGGACGUUAAACAUAUUCAAUUAGAUUCAUUGGGUUAUUUACACGCACCACUGCUCGCUCCUCUCGGCCAUCUUUCAUUGGCCUCUACAACUUUAGAUCACUCCACUAAAUUUUUCAUUGCGAAUUGCAAGGAUAGUGCAGAUCAUCUAACGUUUGCCUAUAAAUAUGGAAGUUUUGUAAAGAUUCAAGAAUUUGUGGAGUUGAAAGAACGUUUGGAAAACUCCUUUCACUUUGUUAUGACUACUGUAGAUAAGAUGAUCCUGGAAUUAAGUUGGUGCGAUAGUUGCACAUCGUUAAUUUCUACUUUAAAUAAUAUGCAUAUUCAACCCGAUGAGGAUUCGGUCCGAUUAAAUUCUUUACGAGAUAACCGUGAUUUGCAGGUUAUUCGCGGAUGGGAACCGUUGUCAGAAAAUGGAAAGGACCCUAGGAUGCAAGAAGAAACACGCGUAUGCAUGUUAAGAUUACUCGCAGCAAGGAACUUAAUAUUGAAAAUCUUAGCAGCAUGUGCAAUGCCUGAUACUUCUUCCCUUCUUGUCCGACUGUGUAGUGAAUUAAAACAACUAGAUACCGAGCAAAUACCUUUGAUACUUCAAAAAUUCGAAUCGGAAGGAAAGAAAGACAGAUCGUGUAAAAUAUUGGUUCCUAUGGAUGCAGUGGAAAGGUUACGCGAAGCCCAUUGGUCCGAGCAAUUUAAAACAAUUGCUCAGCUCGUAGAAUCACUGACUCACUCUCAUUAUCCCGACUUCGAAUGUAUUCAAAUGCUACAAGCGUCUCCAUGUCUUCAAACAAUAAACAUCCCAGAAAAGGACAUUCCAGUGUCUUUUAAGCAUUUUCUGCUAAGAGCGUCCACGUGUAGUGAAUCUCUUGCGAUUAUUAGUGCCAUAUGUACUAUGUGUGCAACGCGAUUACAACCUCAAUCCUCGCAAAAGAAAAAUAGGAAAAAAUACUGCAAAAAUAUAGAAACUGUUUCUUUGGAUGAGAACGAUCAUAGUUGGAAAGAUGUUUCAAUAUUACUCACAGAAAGGAUUAAGAAUUUAAAUAGGGUACUAACAGAAUUCGAAAAGUUUCAACUACAUACGGGACUGAGUAAUGAUGAAGAUGAUAUACGUACAUCUAUAAUUAAAUACGGACAAGUUAGUUUGGGACAAAGUUGCAGGUCAUUGAAAUCUCGAGCUCAAAUCACAUUGAAACUUUUAAAUAGUCUGAAGAGCUGAAAUUGUACGAAAAUUCUUGUACAAAAAAAUAUCCAUCCAACUAUUUACUGAUUUUUUAAACUCGUUCAUUUAUUGUGUACAUUAUUCUUAGUCCUAACCAAAUAACAAAUAUCGACUGAAUCUUAAUUUCAUGCUCAACUGGUAAACAUUAGUAAUUUAAUAGUCCUUUUUUUUUUAUAUCAUUUUUUCCUUCAUUGUGUUUUUAUUGCAACAGUAGUCGAUUAACACGAAGUUGCAUCGCAAAAUAGUUUACGAAAUAUUUAAUGUAAAUGCUGCCUUUGUAAAAUUUGAGAUAAUCAACAUUUAUUACCUGAAGUAAAACACAUAAAUCGAUAUUUAAAAAUACUUCUUGUUGAUUUUUUGGUUACUUUGUCUGUACAUAUUUGAGACUUAAUAUAUCAUUUUCAACAUACCUUGAAUAUUGUUACAAUACAUUUUCAAUAAUUUACAUAAAUCUUUUUUUAAGAGAAAACUGUAUCUUGAAGACUGUGUAUAAAUUGUUUUAUAGAUGAA